This is a messenger RNA of Bipolaris sorokiniana ND90Pr, 1170 nucleotides long. RefSeq lists its product as uncharacterized. The record is from RefSeq and is a predicted model, not a curated record. The coding region runs from base 1 to 1170 and encodes 389 amino acids. NCBI's taxonomy places the organism in Eukaryota, Fungi, Ascomycota, Dothideomycetes, Pleosporales, Pleosporaceae. The transcript has 2 exons.
AUGUCUAAAGGCAUACUUGCGGGUAUACUUGAUGACGUUUCAAGCCCUUCGGAUGUCAUAGGAUCCUGCCAAGCCGAAGUCUGCACCUGGGAACCGUAUCAAACGCUUGCAGUAUGCUCUUUUGUUGAAGACAUUUCCGCAGACGGAGCCAUGGAUGAGCCUGGGCCUUAUUCUCCAGAUGGUUCACGUAUGUAUUAUGUCGGUCCAGAGUCCUGGAGCCGGGAUCAAACGGGCGUUAACAUAUCUGAAACAUUCUGGAUGAACACACAGAUUGAUACGCAGGAUCCGGAUGCCCGUGCAGAGAAUUAUGCACCCCUACGGAACAUCUCAACCACAUAUGUUGCCUACUAUCCUCCUUGUGAUCACAACGGCAACCCAAGAGCAGAUUGGGUAGGUCAGAGGGACGAUGCGGCUAACUGGAAAGGUUUCCAAGGCAGCUUGAUUUUAUGUCUUCAAACACUGAAUUCUACCUAUAACUUGACGAUGCAGACCAAGGUCAUUGACACGCAGAUCGACCUAGACUGGCAAAUAAAGCCAGGAGUUUCGAAUGAUAGCCAAUACCGGUACUGCGUUACGGGCCAGGACAAUGAGGAAUAUUGCGUGGGCGAUACGGACAUCACCGAAUGGGAAUACCUGAUGGCAAAAUCACUCACCGGUGCAGCCGCUAUAUAUCCCAACGAGGCCAACUAUAGCUUUACCGGUCAACUUGCCCCUAAUAUUGUUACAGACGUCCUCGGCGACAGCCCAGCGUACUGUAACGGAUCGACUGUAAAAGGAGGCUUCGAACGAAGGAUGAACAACAUUGCCAUCUCGAUGAGCAAUACCCUUCGUACCGGGAAAAACGCAGUUCCCCACCAAGGCAUCGAGUGGACCAAAGAGCAAUUCUUCGACGUCACUUUUUACUGGAUGUCGCCCCCACUCGCGAUAUACCUUACCAUAACGCUUUUCCUCUUUUCCACCAUCGUUACAUCGAGCAAAGCUGAUACACCACUGUGGAAGUCUUCGCCACUCGUCUUACUAGAGGCUACAAAUUCGUCGAAUCGUAUGCACAGUUUAGACCAAGUAGAGUUGGAGGCGCGUGGCACUUGUAUAAAGUUGCAACAAACAGGUGAGAACUGGCAUCUGCAGAAUAUGCCGGUAUCUAGCGUAACUAGAAAAGAGGGUAUUUAA